UCGUCUGCUGCGCCGGAGCCGUCUACACCCUCUGUUGCGCAGUCCUCGCCGGCCCCUAACACACCCUCCUCAGCAGCGCCGCCUGAGUCGUCCGCAGCGCCUCCGAGCUCAGCACCGCCUGCGUCCUCGGCGCCGCCAGAGACCUCAGCACCGCCGGCAACCUCAGCUCCUCCUGCCUCUUCGGCGCCGCCGGCAUCGUCUGCUCCUCCAGCCUCGACACCAACACCAGCACCAGCCCCAUCGUCGGCCGCACCUGCCCCAUCCCCGUCGAGCGCUGCCCCUGCUACCACGAGUGCGCCACCGCCUCAGACUUCGACCGUCACUGCUCCGUCUGCGCCACCCUCGACUACUGAGAUUGCGACAUCUAUCGUUACCGUGACCCCUUCUGCAUCCCGCGAAGGCGAGACCCCCACUCCCAUCGUCGUCACAUCCAUCGUAACGAAGGAGGGACCCGCCGCUACUGGAACUACCGGCGGUCUAGCAUCCACCGCUACCACUCUUACCAGCUCGAGCACCGACACUGCCGGACCUCAGAGGGCAGAUGGCGUUGCACAGAGCGGCCUCAGCAGCGGCGGCAAGAUCGCAAUUGCUGUCGUCGUUCCCGUUGUUGUUGUUGCACUGCUGCUUGUAGCUGGUAUCAUGCUAUGGAGGAAACGCAAGGCUCGUCAGAACAACGAGGAGGAGCGAAGGAAGGAGGUCGAGGAGUAUGGCUUCAACCCCAACAACGACCCCACUCUUCCUGCAGUUGGUAUGGGAUCUGAGAUGGCCGAGGACUCGAGCGGCUACCGCGGUUGGGGUAACACCGCGACCAGCUCAAACCGCAAGGCCUCUACUACCCUCACCAGCGGCAUGACCUUCUCCGACAGCAACAGCAACCCUGGCGGCUACAACACACCGCACUCGCCCACUGGUGGAGCCUACUCCGAAGGCUCGAACGACCCCUUGAUGAACGGACGUCGCGAGACCAUGGACUCUGAUGGCCUCGGCGCGCUUGGUGCCGGUGCCAUUGGUGGCGCUGCGCCGAACUCGACACAGAACCAGGCCGGCGUACAACGUGGGGUCUCUAACGCGUCAUCGUCCUACUCUGCCGCUGGCCGAUCCGAUGCCUCGGGUGAAUACCCUGGCAUGGCCAUGGGUAACCCGAACGAGUACUACGACAACCAGGGCUACUACCAACAAGGCCCGUACGGUCAGAGCGACCCCUAUGGUGCUGGUCAGCAGCCCGUCAUCCGGGACGUCUCAGCGCGGCGGAACACGAGGAUCGAGAACCCCUCGGUCUUCCCACAACAAGGAAACUCUGGCAUCGCACAGAACUUCUAA
This is a messenger RNA of Boeremia exigua, 1320 nucleotides long. RefSeq lists its product as uncharacterized. The record is from RefSeq and is a predicted model, not a curated record. NCBI's taxonomy places the organism in Eukaryota, Fungi, Ascomycota, Dothideomycetes, Pleosporales, Didymellaceae. The transcript has a single exon. The annotation marks the transcript as partial.